Molecule: messenger RNA, 3225 nt
Organism: Salmo salar (Atlantic salmon)
Lineage: Eukaryota; Metazoa; Chordata; Actinopteri; Salmoniformes; Salmonidae
Source: RefSeq, a predicted model, not a curated record
CUGGGCUUGGUCUAUGGUUCGUUCCGUUUCCGCCCUGUCAUCCUGGCUUUUCUCCGGUCCUCGGGGCCCAAUUCCAGAAGAGGACAGCUAAACAAGUGAAAACAGUUUAUUAGCUAAACCGACUACAGUUUAUUAGCUAAACUCUGAAGUAAAUCACAGCGCCAGAUCCGUGUACCGCGGAGACAAAGAGAGGAGGAGGGGCGGGGUUUCAGCAGUUUUACAUGAGACGAGAUAUUGCUUCCUAGUUAAGCUUACUGGUGUGUGUGUGUGUAGAUGUGUGACGGCGGUGUGUGUGAAGACAAGCCCCCGCCCCCCCUGUCAGAAUGAACAGCCAAGGAGGCGGAGCCAAGGACUCUGUGUCGGGAACCUACAACUCUCGGUCCCUCCCCUCUGUUCCUGAGGAGAAACACAAACGAAAUAAAAUCAUCUCCAUGUUCGCCUCAGAGAAAGGCAGGAAGAAGGAUCGGGAUAAGGACAACAGACCAGAGAUCUCCUCUCCGUCAGACUUUGAACACACCAUCCAUGUUGGCUUCGAUGCCGUCACAGGAGAGUUCACAGGCAUGCCAGAGCAGUGGUCCAACCUGCUCCAGACGUCUAACAUCAGUAAAUCAGAGCAGAAGCAGAAUCCUCAGGCUGUUCUAGACAUUCUCAAGUUCUACGACUCCUCCACCGCAAAACAGAAAUACCUCUCCUUCUCAGAAAAAGAUGCACAGUCGCCUGGAAAGCAGGGUGCCACGUCCUCGCCAUCAGGCGGUAAAGACGGUGAUGAUGAUGACGAUGAGGAUGGAGACGAAGCUCCGCCCCCUAUUGUGGCGCCACGGCCUGAGCACACCAAAUCAGUGUACACCAAGUCUGUCAUCGACCCACUUCCCCCGCUGCCAGAGCCUGACUCCGCCUCCAACAGGAACAAGAAGAAACAGCAGGGCAAGAUGACUGACGAGGAAAUCAUGGAGAAACUACGAACCAUCGUCAGUAUUGGAGAUCCCAAGAAGAAGUACACACGCUAUGAGAAGAUCGGCCAGGGAGCGUCUGGUACUGUCUACACAGCCAUCGAUGUUGCCACUGGUGCAGAGGUAGCUAUCAAACAGAUCAACCUCCAGAAACAGCCGAAGAAGGAGCUGAUCAUCAACGAGAUCCUGGUGAUGAAGGAGUUACAGCAACCUAACAUCGUCAACUACGUAGACAGUUUCCUGGUAGGUGAGGAGUUGUUUGUGGUGAUGGAGUAUCUGGCCGGAGGUUCGCUAACGGACGUUGUCACGGAAACAUGCAUGGACGAGGCUCAGAUCGCUGCUGUGUGCAGAGAGUGUCUGCAGGCUCUGGAGUUCCUCCAUGCCAACCAGGUGAUCCACAGAGACAUCAAGAGUGACAACGUUCUGCUGGGAAUGGACGGAUCUGUCAAGCUCACUGACUUUGGGUUCUGUGCCCAGAUCACUCCAGAGCAGAGUAAGAGGAGCACCAUGGUGGGGACUCCCUACUGGAUGGCUCCUGAGGUGGUGACCAGGAAGGCCUACGGACCCAAGGUGGACAUCUGGUCCCUGGGCAUCAUGGCUAUAGAGAUGGUGGAGGGAGAGCCCCCUUACCUCAACGAGAACCCACUCAGGGCCCUCUACCUGAUAGCCACCAAUGGGACUCCAGAGCUCCAGUCUCCAGAGAAGUUAUCUCCAGUGUUCAGGUCCUUCCUGUCCCGCUGUCUGGAGAUGGAUGUAGAGAAGAGAGGAGGGGGGAAAGAACUACUGCAGCAUCCAUUCCUAAAGCUGGCCAAGCCUCUCUCCAGCCUCACCCCUCUCAUCCUGGCAGCCAAGGAGGCCAUGAAGAGUAACCGCUAACCCUGGUUAGCCACAGAUACACUGGAUUCCUAUGUCUCUGUGUUAGCCUGACCGCUAACUGCUAACUACUAGCCUUACCAGCUAACUUCCAGCCCUACUGUGCCAUCUCGUCAGUGCCUCUCUAACUGACAGCAUCUCCUCCUUGAUGCUAAACGCUAGCCUGCUAGCGCCCUGGCUCGUACACCUACAAGUCACACAAGUCAGCCUCCUGCUCUGUUUGACUCCCCUUCCCCUCUGUCCUUCACCCCUCACUCCAUAUCACACACCAGUCUUCCUAUGUCUCUUACCCCCUCCCUCCCUGUCUGUCCCUCACCCCCCCUUCCCCUCUGUCCUUCACCCCUCACUCCAUAUCACACACCAGUCUUCCUAUGUCUCUUACCCCCUCCCUCCCUGUCUGUCCCUCACCCCCUUCCCCUCUGUCCUUCACCCCUCACUCCAUAUCACACACCAGUCUUCCUAUGUCUCUUACCCCCUCCCUCCCUGUCUGUCCCUCACCCCCCUUCCCCUCUGUCCUUCACCCCUCACUCCAUAUCACACACCAGUCUUCCUAUGUCUCUUACCCCCUCCCUCCCUGUCUGUCCCUCACCCGCCCUCCAUUUUCCUCACCCUCUUUUUCAUUCAGACGUUGAGGUUUUCUUGUUCUGUUUGUCUCUCUGCCUGCUACCUGUUCUUUCUCUCUCUACUCUGACUAAGAAACUUAAAGGUGCAAUCUGUCAUUUUUGUUUGUCCCACAAACAAAUAGUUCAUUUCAAGCCUACAGUAUCAGUGUUGCAGGACACCUGCAAAUAAAACUACAGAUUGCACCUUUAACAAAAUGAAAGAAAAUAAUUGCUGUAUGGAACUAUCUCGGUAUUCAAUUCAAAUAUUUUGGCAGCAAAACCAAAUAAAACAUUUCAAAAUCGUUUUGUAUAUUAUGUACUUUGACAAACGUUGAGGGGGGGAAAAAUCUGGAUAUUUAGACAACUGUUUUUUAAUGUGUAUGAAUACUUUUCAUUUUGUUUUUUGUAACUAACAUUCUGCUAGAAACGUUUCAUAACGGUGUGCCUUAAUGAACACAACCUCUAGGCUCUAUGGGGGGGUGAAGCCCAACUGUCACUUCAUUAAGGUGAAUUUUCACUUAGUCUCCCAUUGACAUCAACGCAUGACUACGUGAAAACGUGACUUAAGUGGAAGUUAGGAUUUUCUCCAAUGAUUGGCCAAUCAAAAAGCAUAGUUCCAUUCCAUUUCACAGACAUUCCAGUCAGAGAGGUUGAUUGGUUGUCUGAUGAGGGGGAGGAUUUUAAUGAGUAUCCUCUUCUGUUGUUCAUUUUUAAUUAAUGAAGCCAAACCUUUUUUUACUGGAAACAAUGUAUUUUCAAACAGUCUAUGUAAAUGAUUAUUAAAGAUAGACUUGAACUAA